ACGGAUUCGUCAGAAUUAUGUGUCCUGUGCCGAUAUGGGGAAUUUUGAGAUAUUACUAGAACAUCAGCUGUCAUUCUACAGUGAUGGAUACUCCACAAAUAGGGUAUAGACAGAGCACGAACAUACGGAGAAGUGGAAGAAGGAAAAAAGUUGGGUUAUGUUCUCCAAUCUCCAUUUCCAAAAACUCUAAUGGCUCAACUUCUCAACAUUACAAAAACUUUACAGAAAUUAACUGUAUCGUCAAGAUGUAGGCUAGUACCAGUGCUUGUGAAGCCUUUCGAAGAAGAUCUGCCUCGAACAAGCAUAAUUUCCACAACUGCGACUAGGAACACCAAUUUUUUUAACAAAUUACCCGCUCAGGAUCUGUGGAAAGGCAUCACCUCAGUCAGUAAUGCUGGAAAAAAACGUGGCCGUGGAAAAAACGUAUCCAAAUCAAAAAUUAAGGAUUUGAAUAGAGGCCAAGUUAUUGGAAUUGGUAAAGCAAAUAUAUUAUGGCCAGGUCUUUCUUCACCUAUCAUAAGAGGAAAAGAACUGGUAGAGCAACAGAAAUUACCAGAAGAUCCAGAAAGAGAAAAGAAACUGAUCCAAUUGAGGGAUCAAAUGGGGACAUUUAAGCAUGCAAAAUUAAGUCCUAUAGAAAGAGGAUGGUCUGGUGCUAAGAUGCCUGGAAGAAGUAUUGGACCACCAGAUCCCAUUGGAGAAGGUGAAAAAUUUGCAGGUUUUGACAGUGUAGUGUUGGAACUUAAGACAGUAUAUAAUAUGAAGGGUAAUUUUGGCAGAAAACGAAGGAUAAAGGCUGUAGUGGUUACUGGAAAUAAGAAAGGAUUAGUUGGAUUUGCAAUGGGAAGAGGUCUAGAGGCCAGAACUGCUUUGAGAAAGGCUAAAAAUAGAUCUGGACAGAAAUUGAUGCAUAUUAAGUUGUUCAGAAAUCAUACAGUAUGCCAUGACUUUUUCACACAAUUUGGCUCAACUAAAAUCUAUGUAAGCCAAAAGCCUGAAGGUUUUGGUCUGGUUUGUCACAGAGCUAUCAAAUCUAUUUGCGAUGUAGUGGGAAUAAAAGAUCUACAUGCCAAAGUAGAAGGAUCUACCAAUGUCAAUCAUAUCAUGAAGGCAUUCAUUUUGGGUCUUAUAAGACAGAAAUCUCCUGAGGAAGUUGCUGAACAAAAAAGACUUCAUUUGGUAGAAAUUUGCAAAGAAAACAAUUAUUUCCCAAAUGUAAUUGCAUCUCCUAAAGAAUGCAGGACACACGAAGAAAUCCCCAAAGACGAAGUACUGGACUGGAAACAGUACUGUUUUGAUGGAAAGGUAGUACUGAGAAAGAAGAAACCUCCUCCAUUCUAUACGAGAUUGAAGUCUUAUGAAGUUUAUUUGAAAAAGCAAGAGAAAUUGAGAAAUCAAGAUAAAGUUAGGAUUAAUUUGUUAGCAGAAUAUGGCGAACUCAGAACCUUCUUGGCAGACAAGUAUCCAGAAUGUAGGGCUUAUAAGCCUCCCAAGAAAGAAGAAGCUAAUGAUGAAGCAGCUUGAAUGUGAUGAAAUAAUAAACCUGUUAACAUUUGUGUAAUAUAUUCUGAUUUGAUAA
This is a messenger RNA of Acanthoscelides obtectus, 1579 nucleotides long. Lineage: Eukaryota; Metazoa; Arthropoda; Insecta; Coleoptera; Chrysomelidae. The record is from the annotation of a GenBank genome assembly.